Messenger RNA from Entrophospora candida, 1425 nucleotides. Lineage: Eukaryota; Fungi; Glomeromycota; Glomeromycetes; Entrophosporales; Entrophosporaceae. The record is from the annotation of a GenBank genome assembly.
AUGUCUGAUUCAGAAAUCGAUCUUCCAAAGGAUGCUGCCGCUUAUCUUAAGAAAUUGCAGGAGAGACCACUUGUGAUUCCUGAAAUUGAUUUCACUGUUUACGAAAUUGGUGAUGGUAAUAGGGUUUCUACCCUGGAACGAUAUUGCAAAGACGUUCAAGCUCCCGCUGUUCAAAAACCAACACCUGAAGAAUUCUUUUCAGAAGCAGAUCCUUCCAAACCCGAUAUCGCAUUUUUGAAGAAUCAUUUUUAUCGUGAAGGAAGAAUCACAGAAGAACAAGCUUUGUUUAUCAUUAACAAAGGGACUGAAAUAUUAAAGCAAGAACAAAAUUUAUUAGAAGUUGAUGCUCCAAUAACCGUCUGUGGUGAUAUUCAUGGACAAUACUAUGAUUUGAUGAAAUUAUUUGAAGUUGGCGGUAAUCCUGCCGAAACACGCUAUCUCUUCCUCGGUGAUUAUGUUGAUAGAGGUUAUUUUUCCAUCGAGGUAUAUGAGGCAUGCAUGGAAUCAUUUUGCGCUCUUCCACUCGCCGCCAUAAUGAAUAAACAAUUUCUUUGUAUUCAUGGUGGUUUAUCACCAGAUUUGGUUACUUUAGAUGAUUUGCGUACUAUUAAUAGAUUUAGAGAACCUCCAACAAAUGGGUUAAUGUGUGACUUAUUAUGGGCUGAUCCAUUAGAAGAAUUUGGACAAGAAAAAACAAGUGAAGGCUUUAUACAUAAUCAUGUUAGAGGAUGUUCUUAUUUCUUUAGUUAUCUGGCAGCCUGCAACUUUUUAGAAAAAAACGGAUUAUUGUCUAUAAUCCGUGCUCAUGAAGCUCAAGAUGCGGGAUAUCGAAUGUACCGAAAAACGAAAUCUACCGGUUUUCCUUCUGUCAUGACAAUUUUUUCAGCUCCUAAUUAUUUAGAUGUAUAUAAUAAUAAAGCUGCCGUAUUGAAAUAUGAAAACAAUGUUAUGAACAUUCGUCAGUUUAAUUGUACACCUCAUCCAUAUUGGUUACCCAAUUUCAUGGAUGUUUUUACCUGGUCUCUACCUUUUGUUGGUGAAAAAAUCACAGACAUGUUGCUCGUCAUUUUAAAUAUUUGUAGUAAAGAAGAAUUAGAUGAUGAAGAACUUAUAUCAGAGCCUAGAACUCCAGAGGAAUCCGAACGUGUAAUGGAAUUAAAGACCGUAACAGGUACUGGUAAAUUACCAUACGGUACAUUGGCUUUAGGUGCUGAGGAAGCGCGUCGAUCAGAUAUAGAAAAUGAACGAUUACCACCUACUCGAGAAGAGACAGAUGCAGCAGAACAAUUAAAAACACAAGCAGCAAUCGCUGCAGCUGUAGAAGAAGUUAAUAAUGAUCAAGAGCUUGCUGAAGUCGCGGAUGUAUUUGUUAAAGAAGAUGAGAAAAGAAGAAGUUUAAAAGAAAUAGUUUUUGCUAGUGCCUAG